Messenger RNA from Bemisia tabaci, 2506 nucleotides. RefSeq names its product cytochrome P450 4C1. Gene Ontology annotation, molecular function: heme binding; oxidoreductase activity, acting on paired donors, with incorporation or reduction of molecular oxygen; monooxygenase activity. Lineage: Eukaryota; Metazoa; Arthropoda; Insecta; Hemiptera; Aleyrodidae. The record is from RefSeq and is a predicted model, not a curated record.
UUUUAGUUUUAGUCAUCUCAGUUGCCUGAAAUCCUCCGCCGUUGGAAUCUCAGAUCUCCUGGAAUCUGCGUAACGUUGUCCGUGAAUUUUGCGGUGAAAUACCUCUCUUGAAUCUAACAAAAAGAGGACGAAUAUUUUCUGUGUGUUUUUUUUUAUAUAUCAAAGUUGUUUUAAAUUAGAAGUGUGCGUGUGUGAAAGCUUUCAAAGUGCAACAUUUUGUCUUCAAUUUUACUGUUUACGCCGAUGAUGGAAAAUUUCACACUAGUUUUGCUCUCUUUCAUAACUGCCCUAUCAACAUAUUUACUGGCUGACCUUUGCAUGAAAAGAUGGAAACUCGUACAGAUGAUUGAUGCCAUACCUGGGCCGAGGGCUAUAAUACCAUUCUUGGGAAAUUUCCGAAUCACGUUCAUGCCUAGGGAAAGAAUACCAUUCCAGCUGGCAGAGUGGUAUCAAAAAUACGGCUCAAUUUUUCGAGUGUGGGUAUUUUUCGUACACGCUGUUGUUGUCUCAAAGGCUCAGUUUGCAGAGAGCAUAUUUAACAAUGGGAAACACAUUGAAAAGUCUAUAUUCUAUCGCCUUAUGGAACCGUGGUUAGGAUCUGGAUUACUGACAAGCGAUGGAAGAAAAUGGCACUCGAGAAGGAAAAUGAUAACCCCAGCUUUCCACUUCACCAUCUUGAGCGACUUCGUAGAAGUUUUUGUAAAAAAUGCAGAAAUUCUGGUUGAAAAGCUGGAAACGUGUGAAAAAAUGGAAGAAUUUGAAGUAUCUGACAUCAUAUCAGCAAAUACUUUGGAUAAUGUAUGUGAGACUGCAAUGGGACUUUCGAUCAAUGCGCAGAUGAAUUACGACGGCGAUUACGUCAGAGCUAUCAAUUCCGUGAACCAGUUAAUUCUAAAGAGGAUACCACGCGCGUGGCUGUGGUGCGAUUUUGUAUUCAAGUACAGCCCGACCGGAAGAAAGUUCUACGAGAAUCUGCGCAUCAUCCAUUCUUUCACAACGAAGGUCAUUCAAGAGAGACGAGAAAACUUUGCAGCCACGAGGGACGUAGCAGAGGAUACGAACACAGACAAAGGAGAUCGACGCAAAAUGGCGUUUUUAGAUUUGCUGCUCCAUGCAUCCCAGAACAGCGAAACACCUCUAACGGAUGCCGAUUUGAGGGAGGAGGUCGAUACUUUCAUGUUCGAGGGGUAUGACACCACUGCAUCGGCUCUUGUAUGGGCUCUAUUUCGCUUGGGAACUCACCAAAAUUGUCAGGAACGCUGCGCCGAGGAGUUGAGAGAGAUAUUCGAGGGUUCCGAAAGAGCACCGUCCAUGAAAGACCUUUCGCGCAUGAAGUACUUGGAACAAUUUAUCAAAGAAGUUCUACGCCACUAUCCGAGUGUUCCUUUCAUCGGUCGAAAACUGGGUUCGGACACUCUCCUGGGAGAAUAUUUGAUACCAUCCGGGACGAAUGUUGGUAUCGACAUCUAUCAUUUGCACCGGGACGAGGAGCAAUUUCCGAAUCCGGAUGAGUUCAAUCCGGAUCAUUUUUCCGCUGAAAACAUCCGCACUCGGCAUCCGUAUGCAUUCAUUCCUUUCAGCGCCGGGCCCCGCAACUGCAUAGGUCAAAAGUUCGCCUACCUCCAAAUGAAAGUGACUCUCUCGACAAUACUAAGGAACUUCAUCAUCGAGACAACGAUGAAACCAGAGGACAUCCGAAUUACUUUCGAGUUAAUUUUGAGAUUUGAGCCAGAUAUAAAAAUCAAAAUCAGAAAAAGGGAUGCAUCUUUGUAAAUAAUAUUCCGUCCAAUUCCGUUCGGCGUGGACACGCGAGUAAUGACGUCUUUCUCUCUCAAGUCGUGCUACGUAAAAACGUCGUAUAAGCAUACGAAUGUUGCCAAAUUCCUCCCAGAAACUAUAUAUUUUUGAAAAAAGUCAUGUAUAUAUUUCCUUGAGAUUUUUCAGUCUGCUCGGAUCAAAUUACGAACGAAAUCCUUUGAAAAAUCGGAGGACAAAUAUUCACAUAUUAUCCCGAAAAUUCGUGAUUUCUCGAAGGAAAUUUGGCAACACUUUAUGGCUUAUACGGCGCGUUUUAACUUAGCGAGGCAGCAUUACCUUGAUGUAGUGAAGCAGUGAAGCUUACUCUCGUGUACAGUCACUUACUCGUUCUCUUUUUUCAUACAAAAAAAUUAGGAGCUAAAGGAAUGGAAGUUUAUAACAGAUUGUCUGUAUGAUUCUUUCCUCUAGAUUGAUUCUGAAAUAUUUAACUUGCUUUCGACAUGAGUUAAAUGAUCUUUUGAGAGCAACUAGAAAGUAAAUCAAUCCAAAGUCACUUUUUCAUCUCGUGCAUAACAAAUUAGCGAAUGGUUCCAUAUUUUUAGUGGUAUACGAAAACCACCUUCUGACUGGGAGCUCAGUAGUUUAUCGUGCAUUGUAGAAUUUUAUUGUAGUGCAACAUGACUGUAUAUUUUACCAUUAAUAAGAAUAAAAAAUAAAAAUUUGUAAAUACUUUUUCCCCCGAACCAUC